Messenger RNA from Callorhinus ursinus (northern fur seal), 4350 nucleotides. The record is from RefSeq and is a predicted model, not a curated record. Lineage: Eukaryota; Metazoa; Chordata; Mammalia; Carnivora; Otariidae.
UUCUCUCCUGGCAGGAGAUGUGACAGGCAGCACCCAUGGCUCCCUUGGUGGGACUUGUCGGCGAAGGAGACCACCUGACCCCUGGGGGACCAGGAGCCGUUCUCUGAGACAGUGCAGGUGCAAAGGAGUGAGACCCACACCAGCAGGGUAUUCUGCACAAUCUGAAGGCCCUGCAGACAUCUCGAGAUCUCCAGAAAGUCAGUGUUGCAAAUCCACUUAAUGUCACGACGUCCUGACGUGGGAGCUUUGUAUGGGAUGGAGCCCACAGCUACGGGACGGACCGAGAAAAGCUUCAGCUACGUUGUCAGAGCGCCCAGCAGUGAUGGGUUUGACGUAAUGAACGUUGAUGUGAAGAUCGACACUCGCUGGGUAUUUCAGGACGCAGAGGACAGCGGUGAGGAGCGGGGCCGUCCUGCGGACAGAGCAGCCGGAAGCCCAGACGUGGAUACGGGCACGCUCAGGAAGCAGCUGGAAUCCUCCGAGCGAAAGCUCUUGGCAACUGUGGACAAGUACGUGAUGUCCGAGGCUGGACUGAGGAGCAGAAUCCAGGAGCUGGAGCUCUCCGAAAGACACCUCCUCCGGACGGUGGAGCAGCUGAGCGCCCGCAUGGCACAGGAAAGGAGCGCCGCUGUCCAAGCCCAGGAGAAGCUGCAAGCCUUGCUGGGGGAGCUGGCCAGCCAGGUUCUGGAGAAGGAGCGCGCGGCCCGGCGGCUGCGGGAGCGGCUGCGGCGCAAGGACGAGGCGCUGGGUCGGCAGGCGGCGGCCCUGGAGCGGGGCCGGCGGACCCAGCGGCUCCAGCUGGGCCUGUUGCGCGAGCAGGAGCGCGGCCUGCGGGAGCAGGUGCAGCGGCUGGAGCGGGACGUGCGGCGCCUCUGUCGCGCGGCUGGCCUCUUGCUGGCUGAGCUGGACGCCCCGGCCCCGGGCAGCCCCCGCCCCCGCCCUCGCCCCCUCGGCCGGGCUGGCCCCCGGGGCGACCCCGGGGAGGCCGCGGAGCGGCGCGCCCUGCAGACGCGGGCCGAGCGUGGCGAGCGCGAGCAGGACGAGGCUGCGCGCCGGCUUCGGGACCACCGCGCCACAGAGCGCCGGCUCCGCGGGCAGCUGGAGGAUCUGCGCUGCUGCAUCUAUGAGCUCAAGCUGUCGGAGAUCGGCCUGCAGGGCCAGGUGGAGGACCUCGCCCGGCAAAACCAGAGCCUGCGCGAGGCGCUGGGGGCCCAGGCCCCGGGGGAGAGAGCGCGCAGUGCCGCCCCUGCCGGUCACUGCAGCCGGGUGGUGGUGAUCCUCAGGCCGCCUCUGGGGCUCACGCGCCUUGAGUCAGUGAGAAACCAGCCCUCUGAGGGCCGCUGCUCCUGGGGAUGCAUCGGGGUUGGACAAGGCCCCUCUGUUUUGGUGCCAGGCCUGGAGACCACGGAUGAGUCACUGGAAGACGUCACAGGAUCUGACUGUGGACUGCCGACUCCUGCUGAGCCUAGCUUGGAUGAACAGGCUCUCCUUCUCCCCUGUGGCUGCCCCCCGGGGCAGUACAGGGACGGCUCACCCCUCCCCGUGGAGCUGGCCUGGAUUUUGGGGCGGAGGCUAACAGCUGCCCAGGCCCAGGGGUCCUUUCUCCUGGUGCAGACAUCGACAGUCCCUCCCCGGGGGCCGGCCAGAGACCCCUCUUCCCUGCUGCCGCUGCUCCAGGAGUCUUCUCCACAAGAAUCCCAAAUGCAACAGAUGCUGGAUGCCAGAGCCAUAGGACAGCCCCGUCGGGAUCAUCACUGGGCAAGGAGCCCCAAAGCCCCCCUCUGCCAGGAGUCCCCACAGACUUCAAGUCACCGAUUUCCCAGGAGAGGGCCCAGAGAUCUGAAAGACCCUUGGAAAGACGGAGGAGGACCAGAGUGGAGAACGGAAGAGCAGGGGGCGAGGCGGGCUUGGGACAGGAAGGAGGAAGACGUCCACCGAGACGGGAGCAAGCUAAGUCAGGAAAGCCGAGUGAACCUGAACUUGCGGGGUGGCGUGUGCAUCCAGAACGGGGCUUUAGAAACCCAGGCCUCUGCCUCCUGCCCUUGGCCCAGGCCAAAUCUCCCACUGCCUCUUCUACAGGGGGAGGUCUCAGUGCCAACGGAGGGGCCCAAACCCCUGAGUGGGAGGGGGAGGGGGACUGAACCCACCAGUAACCCGUGGGCUCUAAGCAAAGGACCUGGCAGUUCUGAGCUCAGACUAGACGAAUUUGAAAAGGAGAUGGAAGCUUGUUUCCAGCAACUCUCCAUCCUGGAGCUUGAGGGUGGGGGGCGGUGGCCGCAAGCCUCCACGCUGGCGGGAGAGAGCAGGAACUUGCCUGGGAAAUGGCCCCGCUACCAGGGGAAGGCUUACUCCUGGCAGGCUUUGGGAAACGAGGGCUUGGAUAUUUGUUUGGCCAGCGAAGUCAGACCCGGGGAGGUUAGUGAAGAGAUUAGACCAGGAGAGACAGAGGCCUUGGGAGCCAGCGUGGUUCUUCCUGGGACGGUGCCUGAUUUGGAUGAUGUGAGUCCGCGUCCAGAGGGGCCCGCCGAGUUGGGUCGGAACCAGCCACCAAGAGCCCUUGAAAGGCAGAAGAGAAGGUUCCAGCAGCUCAUUUCUGGACUGAAAAAAGAGAGAAGCCAGGUUUUACGUGACAAUGCCGAGCUUUGGGGCGACCGAGAGAGAUGCCGUAGAAAAUUGCGCAUCCUUGAAAAAGAGAGGGACAGAAAUGGGACAAAGAUCGCCACGCUGGGACAGGAAAACAGCACAUUGUUAGGGGACAUCUCUCACUUAAAGGGGGAGCUGGACCAGUGCUGGCAGGUCAUUUCCGAACUUGAAGACUGCAACGGGAAAAGUUACAGUAAAAUUUCUGAGCUCGAACAGGAGAACGAGAAGCUGAAAAGGCACGUGGCCCAGCUUCACAAAGCCACAUGGGAGAGCCUCAGAAAAUCCCAAGGUGUGGUGGAACGCGUCACCCUGGGAAACCAGGAGCUCAAGGCACUGAUCUCGGAGCUCGGGGUCAGUUACAAGGAGCUGAUGAAGGGUGUAAUGCUGGGGAUAGAAGACACGGUCCGGGCCUUCAGCGGGGAGAAUGCCCACCUUCUGCGCAGGAUCCGCGUCUUGGAGACGGAAGUCGCAGUGGGGGCGAGCACCGCCGUGGGCUGCGUAGUGAGAGCAGAGGAGGGUCUGCAGGGGGAAAGCAAGAUGCAGGGGGACAAAGGGAACAUUGUGGAAAGGGAGGGGCAGGUGACUCGGCUCUCAGGGCAACUGACCCCAAGAGCCCACGGACUGCCCUUGGAGGAGAAAUCGGGUCCGGCUGACAGGUGGAUGGGGCCUUCCUUAGGCACGGAGAAUUCCAGAUACGAUGUCAAUUCUGGCACUCUGUCCUUGGUCUGGGGGGAUGCCGAGGUGUCCAGUGCCCCACAAGGACACAUCAAUGGAGCAGGAAUAAAAGAAGCACAUUUGGAAGAGGAGGAGGAAAGACCAGGGUGUUCUGCGGACCCAGGGCAAGCUCCGACCACCCCGAGCAAUGGCCCCCAGCUGCGGGACCCAGAGGUGGACCCCCCCACGGAGGACCUGAGGCUGCGCGUGGGGCGGCUCCAGCACCAGGUGCUGACCCUGCAGUGCCAACUCAGAGACCAGGCGUCUGCCCACCUCCAGCUGCAGGUGACGCUCGGGGAAGCCGCCCGCCUCCGGGACCAGCUCCAGGCCCCUGAGGAUGCCCGGCAUCCGUGGACCCACCUGGCUGUGUCUCUGCUCCCACACCUUCAGGCCAAGCUGGCUUCCCUGGUCCAGAAGUGCCGGGAGAGGAACCGCCUGAUCAGGCACAUACUGCAGGAGCUGUGCAGACACGGGGCGGAGGAUCAGCUGCUCUCUGAGAUGGCGCAGAGCAUGGGGGACGACGUGGUGCUGGCUGAGUACGCGGCCACCUUCCUGGCUCCGGGGCUCCCGGAGACCAGCCGCCAUCUGGAUGUCGAGUCUGAGAAGGCAGCUGUUGUAAGAGCUCAGAAAUACCUCCUGAAUCCCAAAAUGGACAGUAUCAUCAUCCAAAGACCUUUGCAUUCAGAGUCCUGGCCUCUUCCCGAGGCUGAAUGGCCAGCACAGACGGCUCGACUGCAUUCUCUGAAGCUUCCCCUGCCCUCGGGGUGGACGUCUGCUCCUGGAGUGUGCCCAGCUGAAGCCACCUCAGAACCAGCACUCCCCACACAGCACCUGCAAGAAGAAGGUGGACUGUCCUGUCCCAUCCCCCGAGCUGAUGGCCUCUCGCCACCCUCUGAGCUCCUGAGUCCUGCAAGGAUCCUGGCUUUCCACAAAGAGCUUCAACAAAGCAUUUGCAGCAAUUCCCAGGUCAAUAAAUCACCACUGGAGUUAUAA